AUGGACUGUAAAGAGGACAACGUCAUAACCUACAUCAUACACAACCUUGAAGUAAGGCGUAAGAAGAAGCUACCGAUGUAUCUUGUCCUAACAUUAGUCCUAAACUGCAACGCGCUGGGCUUUUCCAAGAGUAAUCAGUAUGGAACAAUUACAUUGAUCAAGCAAUCGUAUGUGAACAGACCGGUGACGCUGAAGAUAGAGCCACGUGAUGGGUGGAUGGGUGGCGUCGUUUGGAAAUACCUUCAACCAGGAUCAGCUGAAUUCAGGGUCGCUAACAGUCAAAAUGACAGUACUCAGUUCUCGGAAAAUGGAUCAUACUAUUUAACACUCAUUAAUGCAAAGGCUGUUUACAAUAACACGUACUUUUACGCCGAAUAUGCAUACAAACCAUCCAUGAAAUCACAAGUAAUAGAGCUGGAUUUAGAUGUUCCACAAAACUCUGUCGUUGUCGGGCCUCAGUAUGGAGACUUUUUUAAGACAAAAUGUGUUUACGCUGAUGCUGGUAUCGACAUAUUUUGCAAGACAGAUACGGGAAUAGAUCCUGUGAGUGUUAGCUUUAGUGUUGGAGGCAAGGUAUUACCACUUUUAGCUGAUGGGAAAGAGCCAGAGUUGCGUAAAUUAGACCACACCCGACUCCGCCUUAAGAAGGAAAUGGCUGGCAGUAAUGUAACCUGUAAAGUUGUAUACAACGCCAAUAAGGCUCCAGUUGAGUUUACAGCACAUUUGUGCUAUUUAGAGUUUGGUACGGGACCAACAUUAAUAGAACCAAGUUGUUUCUAUGGCGAUGACUCAACUGCAACUUGUGAAAUAAAUAAUAUUCGACCGGUUCAAAUGAUUGAAAUUCGUGUAAACGACAGGAUAUUAAAAGUGCAACAACAAGAUGAAUAUGAUCGUUCAAAAAAUACCUUCUCCAGCAAAGCAACUCUUAAAACUGCUUCUGAGGAAUGGAAUGGAACAGAAAUGUGUUGCACAUCAAGGAUUGGGAACAACAAUAUUGGAAGGUCUAUUUGCAAGCCAAUACUUAUGAGCUGUAUGCAGAAUAAAGAACAAAGCUCGCUUUUCGUUAGCUUCUGGCUCCCAAUUAUCGCCGGUAGUUUGGCAUUUAUCAGUAUGUCCACAAUAACGCUUGUUUGCUGUCUACGAAAAGACGUCAACAUAACGGUAAAACAAAGCAAUGAUGCAUUUUUUUACCUCUAA
Mya arenaria is the source of this 1197-nucleotide messenger RNA. RefSeq lists its product as uncharacterized. The transcript is spliced from 5 exons. The record is from RefSeq and is a predicted model, not a curated record. Bases 1 to 1197 code for a protein of 398 amino acids. NCBI's taxonomy places the organism in Eukaryota, Metazoa, Mollusca, Bivalvia, Myida, Myidae.